This is a messenger RNA of Cladocopium goreaui, 255 nucleotides long. NCBI's taxonomy places the organism in Eukaryota, Dinophyceae, Suessiales, Symbiodiniaceae. The record is from the annotation of a GenBank genome assembly.
AUGGCCUGCAGGACAGUAGCCACUAAGAAGGUGAAGCAAGAGCUCGACAAUCAGUACCAGAAGGUACUGAUCCGUCCUGCGAACAGCCCGGGAAGGGAGGUCUCCAGCCGCAAAGAAGAAGAGAUGAUCAGCUGCGACCGAAGUGCACACAUCAUGGCGCGGCGGGAGACCCUUGGCGAACUGGGCAACUGGGCUGGGGAGCUGCCCCAGUGUAGCACCGGGGGGCUCAUGGCGUGUGAACACCCCAAGGAUUGA